AUGCUAACGUUACUAUCUGGCCUUUUUUCCAUCCUCGUAAUAACAGAAUUUGUUCUAGGGAAUUUUGCCAAUGGCUUCAUAGCAGUGGUGAACUGCACUGACUGGGUCAAGAGACAAAAGAUGUCCUCAGCUGAUCGAAUUCUGACUGCUCUGGCGAUCUCCAGAAUCAGUUUGCUCUGGGCAAUGUUAGUGAACUGGUAUGCAGUCGUGUUGAAUCCUGCUUUAUACAUCUUCAAAGUAAGACUUCUUGUUCAUGUUGCGUGGACGGCAAGCAAUCAUUUUAGCAUCUGGCUUGCUACUAGCCUCAGCAUAUUUUAUUUGUUCAAAAUAGCCAAUUUCUCUAGCCUUAUUUUUCUUCGCCUGAAGUGGAGAGUUAAAAGUGUAGUUGUUGUGAUCCUGUUGGAGUCUUUGUUCUUGUUGGUUUUUCAGAUUGCAGUGGUAAGCAUGUAUGAGAAAAUUCAGAUGAAGGAAUGUGAAGGAAAUGUCACUAGGCAGACCAAAUUGGGGAGCAUUUUACACCUUUCGAGUAUGACUAUAUUCACACUAGCGAACUUUGUACCCUUUGCUAUAUCCCUGACAUCUUUUCUGCUGUUAAUCUUUUCCCUGAGGAAGCUUCUCAAGAGGAUGCAAUCCAGUGGUAAAAGAUCCCAAGAUCCCAGCACCAAGGUCCACAUAAGAGCCAUGCAGACUGUGAUCUCCUUUCUCUUUUUAUUAGCUGGACACUUCACGACUCUCAUUAUCACAGUCUGGAGUAGUAAUGGGCUGCAGAAUGAACUAUUCUUCAUGAUUUGCCAAGCUUUUGGAUUUGUGUAUCCUUCAAGCCACUCAUUUAUCCUGAUCUGGGGAAACAAGAAGCUAAAACAGGCUUUUCUGUCUGUUUUAUACCAGGGGAAGUACUGGCUGAAAGAACAGAAACUCUCAACUCCAUAG
Molecule: messenger RNA, 930 nt
Organism: Ailuropoda melanoleuca (giant panda)
Lineage: Eukaryota; Metazoa; Chordata; Mammalia; Carnivora; Ursidae
Product: taste receptor type 2 member 31
Exons: 1
Coding region: 1-930 (309 amino acids)
Biological process (GO): detection of chemical stimulus involved in sensory perception of bitter taste; sensory perception of taste; G protein-coupled receptor signaling pathway
Cellular component (GO): membrane
Molecular function (GO): bitter taste receptor activity; G protein-coupled receptor activity
Source: RefSeq, a predicted model, not a curated record